Messenger RNA from Lactuca sativa (garden lettuce), 1702 nucleotides. Its product is annotated as putative mitochondrial saccharopine dehydrogenase-like oxidoreductase At5g39410. The record is from RefSeq and is a predicted model, not a curated record. Gene Ontology annotation, biological process: glycolipid biosynthetic process. Lineage: Eukaryota; Viridiplantae; Streptophyta; Magnoliopsida; Asterales; Asteraceae. Gene Ontology annotation, cellular component: lipid droplet; mitochondrion; plasma membrane.
CGGCAUUAAAGAUGCUCUAGUUGGAGUUACACAGACGUCUUUUUUUCAUCAACAGAAGGGGCAACUGCAGCAUCUAUUUCUUCGCCACUUUUGGUCAUCAUAAAUCACCUUCAAAAUUGGGUACACAUUUCCAGCACCAAUAAACUACCAUCUUCUAUAUUCUAUAAUUUGUCCCAGUAACUCCACCCUUUCAUGACAAUCUAGAUUGAGAACAAUCAACCGUUUUCGUUUUGCUUAAUUAAUCUCACAAAAGAAGUAAGAAAUAUGGCAGAAGUUCAGCUGCCCACUUACGACAUCAUCAUCUUCGGAGCAUCUGGUUUCACAGGCAAAUAUGUUGUCAGGGAAGCCCUCAAGUUUCUUGAUUCGCCGAAUUCGCCUCUCAAAACCCUCGCUCUAGCCGGUCGGAACACUUCUAAACUCUCCCAAACCCUAAAAUGGGCUGCCACAUCUCACCCCACCGUCCCCCUCCUCAUUGCCGACACAUCUGAUCCAUCAUCUCUCCGCCGCAUGGCUUCCCAAGCUAAGCUCGUCCUCGAUUGCGUUGGCCCUUUUCGCCUUUACGGUGAGCCCGUCGUCGCUGCCUGUGUUGAAGCGGGGUGCGAUUACCUGGAUAUUUCAGGUGAGCCGGAGUUCAUGGAGAGGAUGGAAGCCGUGUACCAUGAGAAGGCGGUGGAGAAAGGUAGUUUGGUGAUCUCGGCUUGUGGGUUUGAUUCGAUUCCGGCAGAAAUAGGGUUGAUGUUCAAUUCCAGGCAGUGGGGUUCGCCGGCAGUUCCCAAUCGGGUUGAAGCCUACCUGUCCCUUGAAUCGGAUAAAAAGAUAGCAGGUAAUUUUGGGACUUUUGAGUCUGCGGUUUUGGGAGUGGCUAAUGCUGAUAAGCUGGCAGAGCUUCGACGAUCAAGACCCAAAAAAGCUCGACCUACGAUCCCGGGUCCUCCUCCUCCAAAAGGAUCAACCAUAGAACACCAAAAACAGAUCGGACUUUGGGCUGUGAAACUCCCAUCAGCCGACGCCACCGUUGUCCGGAGAACGCUUUCCAUCCUUACAGAAAACCCAAACGGUCUUGAAGGAGUCAAUGAGGAUCCUAAACACGCAGAGAAACGCUCCUCCUUUUGGUCUACAAUAAAACCUGCUCAUUUCGGAGUAAAGAUUGCCACCAAGAAUCUUCUGGGUAUGAUUGGAAUCAUCGCCACCGGGAUAUCAAUUGGGCUUCUGGGCAGCUUCUCAUUCGGGAGGUGGCUUCUGUUGAAAUUCCCCUCUUUUUUCAGUUUCGGAGGGUUCAGAAAGGAAGGUCCCACAGAGGAAGAAGUCGCUAGCGCCAGUUUCAAGAUGUGGUUCAUCGGCCAUGGCUUCAGUGACGCCAAUCUUGCUUCUCAGGCGACAUCAAAGCCUGAUAAAGAAAUCAUUACGAGAGUAAUGGGCCCUGAAAUUGGGUAUUUAACAACUCCCAUCACUCUAAUUCAAUGUGCUCUGAUCCUUUUGAAGCAGCGCCAAGAUCUUCCAAAAGGCGGCGUCUUUCCUCCCGGGAUCAUUUUUGGCCCAACCGACCUUCAAGAUCGACUACAGGAGAACGGGAUUUCGUUUGAUUUGAUUUCAAAGACCGAUAUUAAUAAUAAUGUGUCUACAUAAAGCUCUUUUCUCAAAAUUUUAUGCAAUAAAACCUUCUUAUAACACAUAAAAAGUUAGAUACAUCAUCUUAUAACAA